Molecule: messenger RNA, 1024 nt
Organism: Dictyostelium purpureum
Lineage: Eukaryota; Evosea; Eumycetozoa; Dictyosteliales; Dictyosteliaceae
Gene: rab18
Product: Rab GTPase
Exons: 2
Coding region: 307-915 (202 amino acids)
Molecular function (GO): GTPase activity; GTP binding
Source: RefSeq, a predicted model, not a curated record
AAAAUACUUAAAUUAAUAAUAAUAAUAAAAUUAUAAUAAUAAUAAUUAAUUAUAAUUUAUAAUAUAGAAAAUAAUAAAAUACCCACACAAUAGUUAAUUAUUUAUUUUUUAAUUUUUUUUAAUUUUCAUAAUAAUAAUAAUUUUUAAAAUAUUAAUAAAUAUAUAUCAUAUAAUAAAUUACAUAUAAUAAAAUAUAAAUAAAUAAAAAUUUAUAUUUUCUAGAAAAUUAAAUAAAUUUAAUAAACACACUUUAAUAACAUAUAUAGAUUUUUCAUUAUAAUAUACAUAUAAACUAAUAAAAAAGAAAUGGAAGAAGAAAAACAGUAUAAGGUUUUACUUAUUGGCGAUAGUGAUGUAGGAAAGACGUCAAUUGUAAAACGUUUUUCAGACGAUACUUUUGAUGAAGAAGUAUUAACAACCAUUGGUGUAGAAUUUAAAAUGAAGGAAGUAAAGGUUGAUGGAAAAAAAGUAGAUUUAUGUAUAUGGGAUACUGCAGGUCAAGAAAAAUUUAGAGCAUUAAUUUCAUCAUAUUAUAGAGGUGCACAUGGUAUUAUAUUAACAUACGACGUUACAAAAAGAGACACAUUCGAAAAUUUAAAUUAUUGGUUAAAUGAAGUUGAAAAUUUUGCAAAUCGUUCCAAUUUAGUUAAACUUUUAGUAGGAAAUAAAAUAGAUAAAGAAAAUAGAGAAAUUUCAAGAGAAGAAGGUGCUGAAUUUGCAAAGAAGAAGGCAAUGCUUUUUAUUGAAUGUAGCGCAAAAACCAAAAUUGGUAUUCAACAAGCUUUUGAAGAAUUAGCCCAAAAAAUUAUUGAAUCUCCACAAAAUACCCAAUCAUCAUCAUCGUCAUCACAACAAAGACAAAAAACCGUUAAAAUCGAAGAAGAAGAACCACAAUAUCAAGGUUGUUCUUGUUAGUACUAUAAUAAUAUUUAAUAAUAUAAUUUAAUAAAUUAUAAUAUAGAUUUUUUUUAAAAAAAAAUAAUAAUAAUAAAAUUAAAAUUCUGUUUUUUGUAUAUAUAAUUAU